UCUCUCCGUCUGUCUUUCGUUUGUUUUCUUUCACAUUCUUCGUUCUUCUUCGUCUUCAGCUAAGUUUAGCUUCUGCUGCUCCAUCUUCCCCAAGCGAUAUAACUAGGUGUUCAGCGUUUACAGAUGGAUCGAAGGCAGCAGCACGAUUAUGCUGCAUCUUCUGGGCUGCCUUAUGCUCAGCAACAAGUCCCCAACUUUCAACAACAACAACAACAGCAGCAAUUUGGAUUCCAUCCUCAACAUCAUCAACAGUAUCCACCACCACCACCAAUGAAUGCUUCUGGUUUCAUGCCUCCUCCUCCUCAUCCUUCUAUGCAGCAGCAGCAGCAGUUCCCUUACCAGCAGCAUCCUAUGCAGCAGCACCCACAGAUGUUUAAUCAACAGCAGCAACCUCAACCUUUCCCUCCACAUCAUCAUCACCUUCCUCCCCCAUUCCCUGGACCUUAUGACUCAGCUCCUCCUCCUCCUCCUCCUCCACCUCCAGCUGACCCUGAGCUUCAGAAGCGUAUAGAUAAGCUUGUUGAGUAUUCCGUUAAGAACGGUCCUGAGUUCGAGGCUAUGAUGCGUGAUAGACAGAAGGAUAACCCUGAUUAUGCGUUUCUCUUUGGUGGUGAAGGGCAUGGUUAUUACCGCUAUAAGCAGUUUAUCUCUAUGCAUCAUCAUCCCCCUGGUGGACCUUUCGAUCCUCCUCAGUUUCCCUCAGCUUCUAUGCCUAUGAUACAUCACCCGCCGAAUCCCAUGAUGAGUCCUGGUGCUUUGGGAGUUCCGCCGGUUCGCCAACCUUCUUUCCCACCGUUCCAUGACCACCAGCAGAUGCAACAGCAGCAUCAUCAUCUUCCGCAGCAACCUCAUCCGUUUGCGCCACCGCCGCCACAUGCUCGUCCUGAUUUUGAUCAGUCAACUCAUGCGUUCAGAGGUCUUUCUGGUCCACUCCCUGCUGAUGUUGCGGUGGAGCUGAAUAGUGUCUUGGCUAAUCUGAAUGGCACUAAAGACUCUAUCAAAAGUGCUAAGAUUUGGUUCAUGCAAAGAUCUCCCUUUGCUCCAGCUUUGGCUGAAGCGCUUAGAGACAGGGUCUUUGCAACGGAUGAUUCUGAGAAGCAGAUGCACAUUGUUUAUCUUGCUAAUGACAUUCUCUUUGACAGUUUGCAGAGGAGGACAAACUUGCACGAGUUUGACAACGAAGCCCUUGCUUUCAGACCUGUUUUGGGGUCCAUGCUGGGAAAGAUUUACCACUGUCCACAUAACAAGGAAGCGAACCAGUCACGUCUGGAGAACCUGUUGCAGUUCUGGGCUUCUAAGGAGGUUUUUGAUCAAGAUACCAUCUCCUCCCUUGAGAAAGAGAUGAAAAGUGGACCACCUCCAAAUACCUUUUCUCGUUCACCCAUUAUAGCAGCAAACUCAUUGCAGCAUCCAGGAAUGCUGCAACAGCCACAAAGCAGUAAUGUUCCUAGCACAAUGAACUUAAAUUCGAUUCCUCCUGGUGCCUUUCCCGGUUCCGUACCGCUUAACCCCUCUGUUCCACCUCCAACACAGCCACCUGCUGGUGAGAAGCCGGCUCCUUAUCCUCUUUUUCCUCCUGGUCUGAUCCCUGGGAUGGUCAGAAAGAUGCAGGUUGGAAGUGGUGUGCCUUACUCUCCACUGAGCCCUCUUGAUAUCCCGACCGUCAUACCCCCGUCUGUUACACCUCAAUCUCAAGUACUCGAGAGAGUAUCAAAGUUCUUCAAAGAGAUAGGUGAGGUGAACCCGAGUGAAGGUCCCAUGGGAUCUGAAUCCCAAGACGACUAUGACGAUUACGAGCGGGACAGUCCAGUGCGCAAAGGAGGUGCAUGCAUUCCUCCACCUCCUAAUCUACAGGUGGACCCUGAGACAGGAACGUAUGCGGAUGGAAGCACCGAUAAAAAGAGCACGUCCGGGAGAUUGGGACUUGGAGCAACAGCUGAUCCAAACGAACCAACUCAGUAUGAUGAUGUUUAUACAUCUUACAGGAAACACAGAAGUACGAAUUAUCACACAACCAUGAGUGCAAGAUCUACAGCCAGAUGAGAUUCAGUUCAACUUCUCAUCUUCUAAUGGGCUACUCUACUUCAGUUUGUUUAGAGCAACGCAAUUAAGCCUUGUUGUCUUGUUACUGUGACAAAAAUAUGAUCUUCUCAGCUUUGGAAAAAAGACUUAUCAACACAGCCAUUUAUCUUGCGUUAA
Molecule: messenger RNA, 2199 nt
Organism: Raphanus sativus (radish)
Lineage: Eukaryota; Viridiplantae; Streptophyta; Magnoliopsida; Brassicales; Brassicaceae
Exons: 4
Coding region: 124-2043 (639 amino acids)
Biological process (GO): RNA processing; intracellular calcium ion homeostasis
Cellular component (GO): perinuclear region of cytoplasm
Molecular function (GO): RNA binding
Source: RefSeq, a predicted model, not a curated record